AUGCCUCCGUAUGUUGCCCGCAAUGCUGUCUUACGAACCUCACAGGCGCUUUUGCGUCUAUCAAAACCGGCACUUCGAUUCGCUCACACGCAGCGCAGGACUUUGCCCGACUUCUCGCUUGAAGGCAAGGUAGCUGUCGUGACCGGUGCUUCUCAAGGCCUCGGUCAACAGAUCCUCGCCGCUUUCGCCCUCUCAGGCGCUCAUGGAGCCAUAGUGGAUCUCAAACAAGAAGGCGCCGACAAAUCUGCCAAGGCUCUGAUCGAGGAGGCUGAGAAUCAGGGCCUACCUCCGCCAAAGGUGCAUGGUUACGAGUGCGACACCUCUUCCGAAGAAGGUGUAAAGUCUACUUGGGACAAGAUCAUCCAAGAGUUCGGCACAGUCGACAUCCUCGUCACCAACGCUGGGAUUACUGGCGGCGCACCAGCAGAAGACUACCCUUUCGAGGACUUCAAGCGCAUGAUUGACGUCAAUCUGACCGGAACCUUCCUCUUCUCGCGCACAGCAGGGAAGUGGUGGAUCGAAAACCAAGUCGACGGCCGCAUCCUGAUCGUCUCAUCUAUGUCUGGUUCUAUCGUGAACCGCCCCCAAAAGCAAUCAGCAUACAACGCUUCCAAGGCUGCAUCCGCCCAUCUCAUGAAAUCCCUGGCAUCUGAAUGGGCACCUCAUGGUAUCCGCGUCAACGCGCUAAGCCCGGGGUAUAUUCAGACAGAGGCAAACGAGGGCGAAGAGAUGGAGAAAUUGAGUAAAGAAUGGCUGAAGGAUAUACCGAUGAAGAGAAUUGCCAAGCCUGAAGAAUUUCGGGGUGCGGCAGUUUGGCUGGUCAGUGAUGCUAGUAGCUACGUUACGGGCAGCGAGAUUAUCGUGGAUGGUGGAUAUACAAUCUGGUGA
This is a messenger RNA of Alternaria arborescens, 888 nucleotides long. RefSeq lists its product as hypothetical. Bases 1 to 888 code for a protein of 295 amino acids. Gene Ontology annotation, cellular component: intracellular anatomical structure. The transcript is spliced from 3 exons. Gene Ontology annotation, molecular function: oxidoreductase activity, acting on NAD(P)H, oxygen as acceptor. Lineage: Eukaryota; Fungi; Ascomycota; Dothideomycetes; Pleosporales; Pleosporaceae. The record is from RefSeq and is a predicted model, not a curated record.